Molecule: messenger RNA, 2878 nt
Organism: Fukomys damarensis (Damara mole-rat)
Lineage: Eukaryota; Metazoa; Chordata; Mammalia; Rodentia; Bathyergidae
Gene: Mcmbp
Product: minichromosome maintenance complex binding protein
Exons: 18
Coding region: 1-2229 (742 amino acids)
Biological process (GO): DNA-templated DNA replication
Molecular function (GO): chromatin binding
Source: RefSeq, a predicted model, not a curated record
AUGGCGGAACUGGCUUCACGCCCGAACCUAGCACAUGACAUCCUCAAACCCUGUGCCGGCCUGGAAAAGGUUGUUGUAGAGUUGACCUUGCUCAUCUUUCCUUCGACUGUAUCCAGAACCGUACGGUGCAGGAAAACUUCACUACUGCUACCCAACAGAUGCAGCUUUGAAGCAAAAGUAGACCGGGCUGAACAGAGUGUGGUUGUGCACACCAGUAAUCCCAGCACUCCACCCGGCGAGGUGCUCGAGCCCCGGGUGGGCCGAGGGACCUGUGCAGAAGGGAGCCACUCUGCCUGUGGGAGCCUGCAGGAUAUUUCAAAACUUCCGUAUAUCUUUAGUUUUGAAAACUGCAUUUCUCUUUCAGCCCAAAAUGGAGUUAAUCCUGACUGGGAGAAGAAAGUUAUUGAAUAUUUCAAGGAAAAGCUGAAGGAAAAUAAUGCUCCUAAAUGGGUACCAUCACUGAAUGAAGUUCCACUUCAUUAUUUGAAACCUAACAGCUUUGUGAAAUUUCGUUGCAUGAUUCAGGAUAUGUUUGACCCUGAGUUUUACAUGGGAGUUUAUGAAACGGUUAACCAAAACACAAAAGCUCGUGUUCUUCAUUUUGGGAAAUACAGAGAUGUGGCAGAGUGCGGGCCUCAACAAGAACUUGAUAUAAAUUCUCCACGAUCUACCACUUUGGAAAGACAGACUUUCUACUGUGUUCCAGUGCCUGGGGAAUCUGUGUGGGUAAAAGAAGCCUAUGUUAAUGCAAACCAAGCUCGAGUCAGUCCCUCGACAUCCUACACUCCUAGUCGUCACAAGAGGAGCUAUGAAGAUGAUGAAGAUAUGGAUCUACAGCCUCAUAAACAGAAAGACCAACACACAAGUGACAGACAAGCAGGAAGCGUUGGUGGUCUUCAGUGGUGUGGAGAGCCAAAACGUUUAGAAACUGAAGCUUCCACAGGUCAACAGCUGAACUCCUUAAACCUCUCUUCUCCUUUUGAUCUGAAUUUUCCAUUGCCUGGAGAGAAGGGCCCUGCCUGCCUUGUGAAGGUCUAUGAAGACUGCGAUUGUUUCAAAGUAAAUGAUGUUCUUGAGUUAUACGGCAUCCUGUCUGUGGACCCUGUGCUAAGUAUACUGAGUAGUGACGAAAGAGAUUCCUCUGCACUGCUGGACUCCAUGGAGUGCACAGAUACAGCAGAGGAGCAGAGGGUACACAGUCCUCCUGCCUCAUUAGUGCCAAGAAUUCAUGUGGUUUUGGCCCAGAAAUUGCAGCACAUCAACCCAUUGUUACCUGCCUGCCUUAACAAAGAGGAGAGCAGAACCUUUGUGUCAAGUUUCAUGUCCGAAUUGUCUCCAGUCAGAGCAGAAUUGCUGGGGUUCCUCACUCAUGCCCUUUUGGGAGACAGUUUGGCUGCUGAAUACCUUAUAUUACAUCUCAUCUCUACAGUAUACACAAGAAGAGAUGUUCUUCCACUAGGAAAAUUCACUGUGAACCUGAGUGGUUGUCCACGGAAUAGUACCUUUACAGAACAUUUAUAUCGAAUUAUUCAACAUCUUGUUCCAGCAUCUUUUCGUCUGCAGAUGACUAUAGAGAACAUGAACCGUUUGAAAUUCAUCCCCCAUAAAGACUACACAGCCAAUCGCUUGGUCAGUGGGCUCCUCCAGCUGCCCAACAACACUUCCCUGGUCAUCGAUGAGACUCUGCUGGAACAAGGGCAGUUGGACACGCCAGGUGUUCAUAAUGUGACUGCCCUGAGCAACCUGAUAACCUGGCAGAAGGUGGAUUACGACUUCAGUUACCACCAGAUGGAAUUCCCCUGCAACAUCAAUGUUCUUAUCACCUCAGAGGGGCGGUCACUCCUCCCGGCAGAUUGCCAGCUCCACUUACAACCCCAGCUAAUUCCACCCAACAUGGAAGAGUACACGAACAGCCUUCUCUCCACAGUGCUGCCUUCUGUAUUGAAUAAGUUCCGCAUCUACCUGACCCUGUUGAGAUUCCUGGAUUACAGCAUAUCUGAUGAAAUAACCAAGGCAGUUGAAGAUGAUUUUGUGGAGAUGCGCAAGAACGACCCCCAGAGCAUCACUGCGGAUGAUUUGCACCAGCUGCUGGUGGUAGCUCGGUUUCUGUCUCUCAGUGCUGGUCAGACAACGCUGUCACGAGAACGAUGGCUAAGAGCCAAGCAGCUAGAGUCUUUAAGAAGAAACAGGCUUCAGCAGCAAAAAUGUGUGAAUGGAAAUGAACUUUGAAGUUCUCAUACCCAUGAAGACUGAUGGGCAAAUGGUAGCUACAUUGUAAAAUUCAAAUGUCAUUUGUACCACAUUGUUUUAUAGAUAAUUUGUAUUAAAAACCAAUGACUUUUCCUGAAGUCAGGCCUGAUAACAUCUGAAGUUUAUAUGAUACCUCAGUAAGGGCUUUUACCUUACUGAUUUUAUGGAGCUUUUGAAGUUUGUUUUAUAAUUAUAUAAAUCAGUUACAAUGUACAAAAAUAUUUGAUAUUAAAGUUUAAUAAUGAUGGUGUUGCUGGUUAUACCAUUUCCUUAGCUACAGCAGUCAGAGGCCACUCUGUUAAAAUGCUCUUAACUUCAUUUGAAGAAAACUGUUGCAAUUGCAAAGUUGAAGGAAUUUUGCACUUCAGAUUUCUUUCCGUUUAAUAGUGGGUCUGAGUAUAUUCAGUAGUCCAGGUUUGGGAACAGGGCAAACUUGCCAUAUAUUCUUAUGUGGGACACCAAGGCAACUGGCAACUGACAGAAACCUUCCACUAAACAGUUAACAGCCUACAAAACUAGUCAUUUAAGUGGAAGUGGUUCCCAAACUUUGGAAUUUUAUGGACCAGCAAUUUUUUUUUCAAAAACUGGGGAUAUGCCAGGUGUCGUGGCUCACGCCUGUAAUUCCAGC